AUGCCGCCCGCGGGGCGACCCGCCAGCCCGCCCGACGGCGGCUGGGGCUGGGUGGUGGUGCUUGGAGCUUUCGUUUCUAUCGGAUUCGCGUACGCCUUUCCCAAGGGCAUCGCGAUCUUCUUCAAAGAAAUCCAGGGUUUCUUUGGCACGUCCUAUAGCGAGGUCGCGUGGGUCUCUUCGAUUAUGUUGGCCACGACGUACGGCGCAGGUCCUAUAAGCAGUAUUUUAGUAAACCGCUAUGGCAGCCGACCCGUGGUUAUGUUCGGAGGUCUGCUCUGUGGCAUAGGGAUGGUCUCAGCUGCCUUCUGCACCAGUAUCGUGCAGCUCUACAUCUGCGUGGGCUUCAUUACAGGAUUUGGCCUUGCUCUCAACCUCCAGCCAUCCGUGAUAAUCAUAGGGAAAUACUUUUUAAAAAGAAGACCCAUUGCAAAUGGCCUGGCUAUGGCGGGGAGCCCCGUGAUGCUUUGUACCCUGGCUCCUCUCAACCAGUUCCUUUUUGACAAUUUUGGCUGGAGAGGCAGCUUUUUAAUUCUUGGGGCAAUUUUACUAAACUGCUGCGUGGCAGGAGCUCUCUUCAGGCCUAUUGGGGUGGCCAAACAAUCGGUCAAAAAACAGAUGACUGAGGAAGGGAAGGAGACUCCAAAAGAAGAGGUCACUAAGACGUCGACGGAAAUGAGCAAUCCUACAUACGCCCCUGCGGAGGCCAAACCAGAAGAGGAAGAAGAAAAGGACUGUUGUGAAAAAAUCAAUCAGUAUCUUGAUUUUUCCCUCUUUAAGCACAGAGGGUUCUUGAUUUACCUGAUUGGAAACGUUCUCAUGUUCCUGGGGUUUUUUGCCCCCAUCGUUUUCCUGGCACCAUAUGCAAAGCACAUCGGCAUUGAUGAAUAUUCAGCCGCUUUCCUCCUUUCGAUUCUUGCCAUCGUGGAUAUGAUCGCCAGGCCUACCACCGGCAUCAUCGCGAAUAGCAAGUGGGUGAGGCCGAAGAUUCAAUAUUUUUUCAGCUUUUCCAUUGCUUUCAACGGUGCCUGCCACCUGUUGUGCCCCCUGGCUUCAGGCUACACAGGGCUCGUCGUUUACUCCAUCUUUUUCGGCUUGGCCUUCGGCAUGGUCUGCGCCAUGCUUUUUGAGACGCUCAUGGACCUCGUGGGAGCCACCCGGUUCACAAGCGCCGUUGGCCUGGUCACCAUUGCGGAGUGUUGCACGAUCCUGCUUGGGCCACCGAUCGGAGGAACUCUUAUUGAUACCUUUGGGGACUAUAAAUAUAUGUUCAUUAAAUGUGGAGCUGUGAUGGUCUUAGCAGGAACAUUCCUAUUCAUCAUGAAUUACUAUAAUUAUCGUAUGCUUGCCAAAGAGGAAAAGGAAAGAAAGGCAAAAGAAGAGGAUCCUAAAAUUGUAAGGACAGAAAAUGAAGGCAGAAGUAACUGGAACAAAGAAACCCUACAUGAUGGGCUUGAGCUGGAACCUUUGAGAGAUGAACGAGAUGGACUAAAGACCGAAGUGAACGGCACAAAUGAAGUUUAA
Messenger RNA from Rhea pennata, 1521 nucleotides. RefSeq names its product monocarboxylate transporter 2-like. The record is from RefSeq and is a predicted model, not a curated record. The transcript is spliced from 4 exons. NCBI's taxonomy places the organism in Eukaryota, Metazoa, Chordata, Aves, Rheiformes, Rheidae. Gene Ontology annotation, biological process: transmembrane transport; monocarboxylic acid transport. Gene Ontology annotation, molecular function: monocarboxylic acid transmembrane transporter activity. Gene Ontology annotation, cellular component: plasma membrane. Bases 1 to 1521 code for a protein of 506 amino acids.